AUGUACGGCUAUGCGGCUCCAGCUCUGCGGGCGCGGAGGCUGCAACCCGCACUACCCCGGCUCCAGCGAUCAGCCAGAUCUACUCUGGCGAACCGACGCCUUGCCGCUUAUACCGUCGCACGGCAGGCGCGGGCGCCUGCUGCUGCCCCCAAGUUCCAACUCCAGCCUCGACGCCUCAUUUCAGGAGGCUCGCCUGCGCCACAGCCCGGCCAGCCAGAUCCAACCGAAGCCGGCCCCGAUCCUAGUGAGCGCCCGAGGAAUUCGCACUCAAGCCAUUCCCAGAAUGGCAAUGACUACCGCGAGACUGCUUUCAAGAUGUUUGAGAGUGCCAUGACGACCUUCGCUUCCGUCGCCGUCCUUGGCAUCGUAGGCUACAGCUACACCAGAUACUACAAGCACAUGGUCCUCGAAAAGAUGGACAAUGCAUUCAACCCAGGAGACCCUGUUCUGGACCUUGCUCGCGGCAGGCCACCUCGCCGCGAGGAGGCAGAGGAUGGCUCCUGGAUUAUUCGUGAAGAACAGGCAAAGUUCGACUCCAUCAUUCGUGGAGAGGACAAAGGCCGCUACCACCUGCUCAUUGGCGAGAAAGGCACUGGCAAAACAUCUAUGCUGAUCGAGGCCAUGUCGAAGAUCGAUGGAGAUGGUGUUGCCAUGUUCGAAGCUCAUGCUGACCCAGAAAUUUUCCGGAUCCGUCUUGGAAAAGCCUUGGAUUUCGAGUUCCACGAGGACAACAUUGGCUCUUUGUUCUCGAUUCGCGGCCCUAGGGACGCCUCGGCGCUGCUUGAUGUCGAGAGAGCCUUCAACAAGCUUGAAAAGGUCGCGCUCAAGCGCAGAGACAAGGUUGGACGUCCCCUCAUCCUUGUCAUCAACAGCGUCCAUCUCAUCAGGGAUGACGACGAGGGAAAAGAUCUUCUGGAGCUCCUCCAGCAGCGCGCCGAACAAUGGGCCGCUGCCAAUCUUGUCACCGUCAUUCUGAACAGCGAUGACUACUGGGUGUAUGAGCGCCUCAAGCAGUACGCGACUAGGAUGGAAGUCACCCCGAUCAGAGAUCUGGAGAAGAAGAAGGCCAUCUCUGCGUUGAAGCACUACAGGUGGAAAUGGCACGGAGAAACUCCGAACGAGCAGGUCCUGGAGACCAUCUACGACAAGAUUGGUGGUCGACUUUCGUUCCUUAGCCGCGUGGCCAAAUCCAAGGACAUGCUUGCCCUUUGUGAUAAGAUAUGUGAGGCUGAAAAGACGUGGUUCCUUAACCAGUGUUGGAUUCUCGGCAUGGACAUGGAUGACGACGUCAUGGACCAGCAGAAGUACGCUUCGGCAGCUAUGGUCCUUGCGAAAGCGCUCGUUGAUCAGGAGAAGGAAAUGGACAAAACUUAUGACCCUGAGAAAGGACACAUUCUUCCUCAGAUUCCUCUUCACAAGGCAAGAGAAAUUAUGACGCGCGCAGACUUUAUUCAGAGCUACGAUCACAUCAACGUCUUCACGAUUGACUCACGCGCCAUGGUUAGAGCUGAUUCCGUUCCCAUGCAGAGAGCAUUCCGAGAGAUUUGCGAACUGCCCGGCUUCGACAAGUUCCUGGAGGACACUUUGGAGCGUAUUGGUGAUAUCGAGAGCUUGGGCAGAACGAGAGAGCUGACCAUCAAGGACCUCUGGGAAGGCGGCAAAUACAAGGUCACGACGCGCAAUGCCAAGGGAUACGUCGAGAAAGAGACCACGUUCGAGACUGUGCCUGGCCUGAAGGAUGUCGAUGAUGAUGAUGACAACUAA
Molecule: messenger RNA, 1764 nt
Organism: Lasiodiplodia theobromae
Lineage: Eukaryota; Fungi; Ascomycota; Dothideomycetes; Botryosphaeriales; Botryosphaeriaceae
Product: ATPAse domain prokaryote protein
Exons: 4
Coding region: 1-1764 (587 amino acids)
Source: RefSeq, a predicted model, not a curated record